Prorocentrum cordatum is the source of this 993-nucleotide messenger RNA. NCBI's taxonomy places the organism in Eukaryota, Dinophyceae, Prorocentrales, Prorocentraceae. The record is from the annotation of a GenBank genome assembly.
AUGUGGGCCCUGGAGAGGGUGAAGAAGGCCAGGAUCUACGAGACUGCCGAGCCCCACCACUCCGAGGCGCUGCCCGCCAUCGUGCCUUUUGGGGCCGCUCUGGUCGGGGGGGAUCAGGGAGAGCUACGCUGGGACGACGCGCUGGUUCGCGGCUGGGAAGAGCUGGCGAGAGCAGCCGCGUUGUGGGCGGGUUUGGCCCUCGCUGCGGAGAGGGCGGCCAGCUGCGCUGGGGCGUCGGUAAGCCAGCUGCCCGAACCAACGCUAAGCCUGGAGCCAUUGCUGACCAAGGUGCGCAAGGGGAGGCUCGAGGACUCGUUGGCCAGGCUGGUCAAGCGACGGCUCUACCGCAGGCCGUCUCUGAAGCAGAGGUUUCCAUGUGGGCCCGCCAACGCCAGCGCCGACGGGCCGGUCGGGGGCAUGCUGCUCACGCCCCACGGCCGCGCUCUCGCCCCUUUCGACAGCCCUGUGAGCUGUGAGCACGUAGCGGACAUAGAGCACAUCGAGGCAGGCCACAUGUGGAUGCACUCUGAGGAGGUCGACGGGAUCGGCCGCGGCCUCGGCAUCCGGGACAUCGCGGCCCCUUGGGAGGUGGUGUUCGGGCAGGUGACGGACCUGAAAGGCUACGUGGGAAAGGUGCCGAUGCUGUCCGAGCUCCAGGUGUACUCCAGUACGGCGAGGGGUCCGGAGGUCGUCGAACAUGCUGCCUACAAGAUCAAAGUGAUCCCAGGCUAUUGGUUCGAGUAUUUCGUCGAGCACCACGCUGUGAAGUCGAAGAGGACGAUGCUCUUCUACCUCGACUACGGGCGCAAUAGCGAUUUCCAAGACAUGCAGGGCAGGUGGUUCCUGGAGGCUUUUGGCGCAAUCGAGCGGGGGCCAGAUCACGCGACUCGGUGCGUUACGUCCAGACCAAGGAAUCGCCAGACAGCGAGUUGGACUGCCAUCGUUGGAUCUUUGCCGUCAACUUUCGCCAGGAGCUGCGCCAGGCUUCCCUGA